This is a messenger RNA of Leptosomus discolor (cuckoo roller), 2651 nucleotides long. The record is from RefSeq and is a predicted model, not a curated record. NCBI's taxonomy places the organism in Eukaryota, Metazoa, Chordata, Aves, Leptosomiformes, Leptosomidae.
CCGGAGGGGUGGCCGCCGGCGCGGAGCUGCAGCCCGAGGCGGGGGGGCCGCGCCGGGCCGCCCUGGGCAGCCCCAGCAGCGAGAAGCAUCCAUUCAGAGCUGAAGUUACAGUAAAGGCAGAAGGCCAGGAGCUCAUCUUGGAAUUGGAGAAAAAUGGAAACCUCUUUGCACCAGGCUACACUGAGACUCAUUACAGCCAGACUGGACAAACCCAGACUGUCUCUCUGACCCACACGGACCACUGCUUUUACCACGGGGUCGUGCGGGGCUGGGAGCACUCCAGCGUCACGCUCAGCACGUGCCAAGGGCUGCGAGGACUUAUCGUAUUGAGCAGCAAUUCCAGCUAUAUCUUAGAGCCGGUUCCCGACAGCCCAAACCAACACUUGAUCUACAGGUUGGAUGACCUGAAGUUGCAGAAAGGAGCCUGUGGCUACCAGGGCAAUGGGGGCGCAGCUGAAGACUGGCUCAGGGACUUCACAACUGGGAUGAAACCACUCCACCAGAGGGUGAAACGAGAGACUCUGCAGGCUACAAAGUAUGUGGAGCUUCUGCUUGUGGCUGAUUAUGCAGAGUUUCAGAAGCAUCACUUCAGCAUUGAAGCAACAAGGCUUAAAUUAGUGGAGGCUGCUAAUUACGUAGAUAAGUUUUACAGAUCCCUGAAUAUCCGGAUUGCCUUGGUGGGGCUGGAGAUAUGGAGUAAUUGGAAUAAAUGUGAUGUAACUGAGAAUCCCUACUCCACCCUGAAGUCCUUUCUGGCCUGGAGUAGCAAGGAGCGUUUGCACAGAAAACACGAUAACGCCCAACUAAUCACGGGUGUGCCUUUCCAAGGUACCACAGUAGGCUUGGCUCCCGUGAUGUCCAUGUGUUCUGAUUUCCAGUCAGGAGGAGUAAACAUGGAUCACUCUGAUAAUGCCCUUGGUGUUGCUGCUACCAUUGCCCAUGAGAUGGGACACAAUUUUGGCAUGAAUCAUGAUUCAGCUGGCUGCUGUACUACCCCUGCAGAAGAUGGAGGCUGCAUCAUGGCUUCUGCAACUGGGCACCCAUUCCCCAAGGUGUUCAACCAGUGCAAUAGGAAAGAGCUGGAGAAGUAUCUGCAGUCUGGUGGAGGGAUGUGUCUGUCCAAUAUGCCGGAUACCAAAAAAAUGUAUGGUGGAAAGAAAUGUGGGAAUGGCUACUUGGAAGAGGGGGAGGAGUGUGACUGUGGAGAGGUGGAGGAGAUAUGCAUACCUUCCCUGCAUGUAAAUGUAUACACAAACACUUGCUCCCUGAAGCUGGGUGCCGAAUGUGCCCAUGGCAGCUGCUGUCACCAGUGCAAGCUGAUGUCUCCAGGAACUCUCUGCAGGGAAAGAUCAGGACUCUGUGACCUCCCAGAAUACUGCACUGGCGAGUCACCGUUUUGCCCCCCCAACUCUUACCAAAUCGAUGGGUCUUCCUGUGACGGAGGAGAGGCGUAUUGCUACAGUGGCAUGUGUCUCACAUAUAAAGACCAGUGCUUGCAGCUGUGGGGGCCUGGAGCAAGGCCGGCACCAGACGCCUGCUUUGAGAAGGUUAAUGCUGCUGGAGACAUUUACGGGAACUGUGGGAAGGACAUCUACGGCAACUACAGGAAGUGUGAGAUGAGAGAUGCUAAAUGUGGGAAGAUCCAGUGCCAGAGCUCUGCUUCCAAACCCCUGCAGUCCAAUGCAGUGGCCAUAGACACAACUAUCCGCAUGCAGAGGACAGAGCUGAGGUGCCGAGGGACCCACGUGUACAGAUCUGAAAGUGAAGAAAAGGAGAUGCUGGAUCCUGGCUUGGUGCUGACGGGAACAAAAUGUGGGAGCCAUCAUGUUUGCUUUGAGGGACGCUGCCAGAACACAUCCAUCAUCUUUGACUCUGAAAGCUGUAGCAAGAAGUGCCACGGGCAUGGAGUCUGCAAUAACAACAAGAACUGCCACUGCAAUCAGGGGUGGGCCCCCCCAUUUUGUAACAAGCAGGGUAGGGGAGGAAGCUUGGACAGUGGUCCCCCCGUGCCCAAAGGCCCUUCAGCAGUCGUGAUAACUCUCGCAAUCCUGGCUCCCAUUCUUGUUCUCAUUGGAAUCAUGUUUUUAUUCUAUUAUCUGAAAUGCUGGAAUAAAUUUGCCAUCUGUUCUCUAGAGAAGACCCUGCAGUUCAGUGACACCCCUGGAAAUGGGCAUGCAAACCCUGCCUUCAAGUUGAAAACCCCCCAGGAGCAGAGGAAGGUGAUCGUCUUCCCUGAAAUCCCAUCAAAACCUCCUCCCCAGCAAGCUCCAGGGCUCCGAGUAAACACGCAGCAGCCGCCCGCCAUCUCCCCUGGCUGCGGCGUGGGGCAGCCUGCUGGGCCAGCACAGCCAGCACCUGCGAAGAACAUUGCCCAGCGGACACCCCCAAGCAGGCCAGCACCUCCUGCUCCCAAACCCCCUGUCUCUCAGGAUAUCUCUAGGCCCCGGCCACCCCAAAGAGCUUUGCCAGCUAAUCCCGUCCCAACCAGACCCAGAGCCUGCCUGGGGAACAGCCCUGCCAUCUCACUGCCUCCCGCGCACCCCAGAACCCCAGGACAGCUCCAGCCUGCAGGAGAGAAUACUGGUGUCAGGACGGCUGGAGCAGGGAAUGUCUUGAAAGUGGGACAGCCAGGCUCCUGUGGGCACUCAUGA